AUGGGGGGUGUAUAAAUGGACCCAUGGAACCAAAGCUCCACAGCCCACAGCCACAUACAUCUUAUCUGACUCUGAGUGGAAGUUUUCAUCCAUGUCUCCGAUUUGCAUUUACCUUUUUGGCUGCCUCGCCGUGAUCUUCCUCUCUCAUCAUCGCCUUCUUUAUUCUGUUGCUGCCGUCGACUUCCUCUACAACGGCUUCCAGCACGCCGCCCAUCUGAGCCUAGACGGCUCGGCGUCAAUCUUGCGCGGCGGCGCGCUCCAGCUUACCAACGACAGCAACAACCUCAUGGGCCACGCCUUCUUCGACUCUCCUGUGCGAGCUCUCAGCGGCAACAACGCCGUCGUCUCCUUCAGCACGGCCUUCGUAUUUGACAUCGUGACCGUCGGCCACAGUGGCGGCCACGGCCUGGCCUUCGUGGUUGCGGCUUCUAAGGUGCUUCCCGGUGCAAGAGCCGAGCAGUAUCUUGGCCUCCUCGGCAAGAACAAUUUGGGCAACUCCAGCAACCACGUCUUCGCCGUGGAGUUCGACACGGUGCAGGCGAACGGGCUGCUGAACGAGACGAACGGCAACCACGUCGGCGUCGACCUGAACAGCCUUGUGUCCAACGUGUCGGAGCCGGCCGCGUACUUCACCGACGACGACGGGAAGAACAUCUCCGUGACGCUCGAGAGCGCACAACGGAUUCAGGCGUGGGUGGACUAUGAUGGCAGCACCAAGGUGCUCAACGUGACCAUAGCUCCGGUGUCCUGGCAAGCCGGCCGGCCUCACCGGCCGCUCAUAUCCCACGUCAUUGACCUCGUGCCCAUCUUUAAGCAAGACAUGUAUGUCGGCUUCUCGGCAGCAACCGGGAAGUUGGCGAGCUCACAUUACAUCCUCGCAUGGAGCUUCCGUACCGGCGGAGAAGCUCAAGCUAUCGAUCUCUCCCGGCUCCCUAAUGUCCCAAAGCCUCCAGCUCCCCCACCUUCCAUGUCCACGGUCAUAAAGAUCGUGGCUGUAUCUUGCGUGGCCACGCUCACCACGAUCGUUUUGGCCAUUGCGUCUGCACUUUGGCUGCGACGGAGGGCCAUCCUCGCGGAGACGCUCGAGGAGUGGGAGCGCGACCACCCUCACAGGUUGCCGUACAAACAACUAUACAAGGCCACCAAGGGGUUCAACAACAGCGAGCUCCUAGGUGCCGGUGGCUUUGGUCAGGUCUACAGAGGUGUGCUCCGCCGCCGGCGCUCCGGAGAAGUCGUCGUAGCCAUCAAGCGGAUUUCGAGCAACGGGACACAGGGGAUGCGCGAGUUCGUCGCCGAGGUUGCCAGCCUCGGGCGCAUGCGGCACCGCCACCUGGUCGAGCUUCGCGGGUGGUGCAAGCGCGGGCAAGACCUUCUCCUGGUCUACGAGUUCAUGCCCAACGGCAGCCUCGACGCGCACCUGUUCGGCCGCGCCGGUACGACCGGCAAGCCGCCAGCUUUGUUGGCGUGGGAACAGCGGGCCAUGAUCCUCAGGGGCGUCGCAUCCGGGCUGGUGUACCUGCACGAGGAGUGGGAGCAGGUGGUGGUGCACCGCGACGUCAAGGCCAGCAACGUGCUGCUUGGCGCGGACUUGGGACCGCGGCUCGGCGACUUCGGCCUCGCGCGCCUCUACGAGCACGGCGCCGACCCCACAACGACGCGCAUCGUCGGGACGCUGGGGUACAUGGCGCCGGAGCUCACCGUGACCGCCAGGGCAACCAAGGCCACUGACGUGUUCGCCUUCGGGGCGCUGCUACUCGAGGUCGUCUGCGGCCGCCGGCCCAUCGACCCCGUCAGCGGCGUCAACCUACUGCGCUGGGUUCGAGACCUCGGCGCCAGGGGCGACCUGGUGCGCGCCGUGGACGAGAGGCUCAACGGGCGCUACGACAUGGAGGAGGCCAAGCUGCUACUGUGGCUGGGUCUCAUGUGCAGCCAGACGCGCCCAGAGGCGAGGCCCAGCAUCCGGCAGGUCUGCCAGUACCUGGACGGCGAGAUGGAAAUGCAGGAGGCGGCCGUGCUCGUCUUCUCCGAUGUCGUCAGCUCCUUCGACUUCGGGUCGUUGCCGCCGACCCUGACGUGGUCCACGUGCAAUACGAUGUCAGUGGGUUCACUUCAUAGUGGGCGGUAACCAAUGCUCGAUCGGUUAUCUGCUCGUCGAUCGCGUCCCUCAGAGUUUCUUCUGCUGAUGCUUGUCGAAUGAGAAACCGGCGGUGUCUUAACAUGCUUCCGCGGCCUGUAUACUGGCUACAGGCCUACAAGUUUCAGAACGCAUAACAUUGUUGAAAUUCGACAUGUUGUUUUUCCUUCGAUUACAGGAAGUCCCCUCCUACCCUGAAGAAGUCACACUUUGAGUUUCAAGUUUGACAUUUGAAGUCCCAAAUUCUAUAUCUGAGCGCACCUGGUGUGUGUGCGCGGGCGUGUGCGUGUGCGUGUGUUUUAGCAAAACCUGUUGUGUGAGCGUUCAAGAUGGGAACGGGUCGGGUCAACCCAGGGAGAGGACAAGCCUUUGAUGCAUCCAUGUCAAAUGGCUUGGAGGUGCCAUUUGCUCACGAGGAUCUCGGCGCCCACGAGAUCUGGGUAAGAAGCCAACCCUGGCUUCGGCGUUCGUUGUCAUGGUCCUAGAAGGGGGCAGGCACAACUGAGUGCUUGAGCGGAUGAGCAGACAUAGGUGCACGGCACGGAGGCAGGGCGUGGCGCCAGCCUAUGCGCCUUGCUGCCUCGCCUCGUCCACCACCCUGGCUCCCGUCUCCCCCCUCAAUCUGUGGAGAGCAACAUCACCAACCAUGUCUCCGGCUGAUGUGACUGGGAGCAUGGCAUGGUGUACAAGGACGGUGAUGCUGACCGGGAGCACACCAUGGUGUAUGGGUGACCGGAUGCUGUUGAGGUGCCAUGGGAGAUGUUCAUCACUGGACUCCUGCAAGAGGAUGAAUGUGAUAUGAUUGUGCCAAGCUGGAUGGUUGAACUCUGAGGCAUGACACGCAUGCCGUGCAGCAUAGCAUCGAGAUCAAAAUGGCAAGUGAGGGAGGUGGUGUUUAGAAAUAUGCUGUUAUUACUCCUCAUGUGGUUGCUCAGAAUCAAGAAUCGGCUUUAGUGUUUAGAACUAUGUUCUUUUCCUAUGUUAAAUAAGAACCAAAUAUUUUGUCUUUGAGGGCAUGUGUCACCACUACAUUGACAAAGAAUAAAUUGAACUGAGUUACGCUUUGAAAAAAAGAGAGGAACACUAUACAUGGCAGCAGCAUUGAUCCUCAUAUCAAAGCUAUAAUACCGAAAAAAAUCAUAACAGGAACAUUAGCAUGCAAAGAUACAUUAGGUUUGGAUACUCUAAUUGCAAUAUUCCUCUUGGUAUUUUAGAACUUGUUCAAGCUAUAUCAUUGUCUCUAGUAAUCAAAAUUGGAUCAUUGGUUUUUACUGCAAUUUUUAUUACAGUAGUAUGGCAUAUAUUCAUCUCAUGCUAACUGAAUUUCAGAGUUGCCAUUUAUUCAAAAUGGUGAGUGUUAAUAUAAGGUGUAACUGCUGCUCCUAAAUUGAAUAGCCAUCCACUUAUAGUAAAAUUUACUAUGCUUUCCAAGUUGUAUUGAUGGUUAACAAUGAAGUAGUGUCUUUCUAAAAUGCAAGAAAGUCUUAACUAUUACAUGUCUUACUCUGAAACCACUUAGUGCCUCCUUGCAGGUCUCAAUUGUUCUUCUUGCAGGUCUUGAUUGUUGUUAUCUUUCUGCAGUUAGCUAUCUUGAAGGCAUUGCUAUACUAAGAUAUAGAUGAUAGGCACGGUCUAUUGGCUGCAGAGUUGUAUCUAUAUAUCAGUUUUGAAACAAUUUAGGAGACCACUUUCAAAAAAAUAACAUUAUAUUUUUGAGCUAAUCUCAUGUGCCUUCCCUAGCAAAAAUAUACCACGUAGUGGAUUCUUCCUAUGUUUUUAGUUUUCAGAAAACAUUGCACAUAUAGCCAGAGUAGAUACAUAUGCUAUCGUUAUUAUUUUUUGCAUAACUCAUUUAUUGCCAUGAUGCCACUGGCAGCACUGAUGUGUGGCAUUGCAGAUGCUCGACGACAUGGCAAGGUUGUCAAGGAGGAUGCCGUCACCGUGAUGCAAGAUGUCAUUAGGCCAGCCAAGGCCUUUGGGGACCUGUUGAGGAAGUGCUUGAGCAAUUUGAAGCUACACGGCAAACUGUACAACCUCCUACUAGUGGUCUUCAACUAAAACAGAACAAUGAUGUAUAUGUGGUCUGAAAAUAGAGAUGCAUUCUCUCCAAGAGAUGGAUUAUGAAAUGUUGUUAGGAAAUGGGUGCGCAAAUCAGAACUGCCUGUUUUAUAUGUGUGUUUCAUUAUGGACUUCUGUGUGUCUGCUUAGGAGUCCAACCCUUAGUCAUCUAAUAAUGUUCUGCUUAAUUAGGCUUCUUCGCAGGAGAAGGAAGCUGCUUGAUCACCAAAUGUAGUGGUUGAUGACAUUGCUGAAUGUGCAUCCCAAUAGUCCCAAACAUGUUAAUUAAUCUGAUUUGGUUGGUUGUAUAGUACUAUUUGCACAUAUAUAUUUAUAGCUUCUUUUCUUUUUC
Messenger RNA from Sorghum bicolor (sorghum), 4544 nucleotides. RefSeq names its product L-type lectin-domain containing receptor kinase IV.2. The record is from RefSeq and is a predicted model, not a curated record. Gene Ontology annotation, molecular function: protein kinase activity; carbohydrate binding; ATP binding. Gene Ontology annotation, biological process: protein phosphorylation. Bases 92 to 2125 code for a protein of 677 amino acids. Lineage: Eukaryota; Viridiplantae; Streptophyta; Magnoliopsida; Poales; Poaceae. Gene Ontology annotation, cellular component: plasma membrane. The transcript is spliced from 3 exons.